Messenger RNA from Penicilliopsis zonata CBS 506.65, 2689 nucleotides. RefSeq lists its product as hypothetical. Lineage: Eukaryota; Fungi; Ascomycota; Eurotiomycetes; Eurotiales; Aspergillaceae. Bases 117 to 2318 code for a protein of 733 amino acids. The record is from RefSeq and is a predicted model, not a curated record. Gene Ontology annotation, biological process: fungal-type cell wall biogenesis; transmembrane transport. The transcript has 3 exons.
UUAUCGUGUGGCCGAUAUACCGCUGUUUUUAAUCGAUUUCGUCACUAUACAUAACGGCCCUCCGCAACUUUUGUAUCCGCUCAAUCCAUCUCUAUUAUUAGCUCCCAGAGGGCUACAUGUUCAGAAUGCGAGGUCUUGUCGCUAGAGGAGCUACUCUGCUCCUGGGCCUGAGCACCCUGUCCGCCCAGGUUCUCGCCUCGGACACCAUAAGCACAGAUGGCAUUUCCACUUGUAUGACUGACGCUUCCGUCUCGGUCCAAGAGCUGGAUGUGACCUAUACUCGCUCAACUCGGGAGCUUGUCUUCGACGUUGCAGGAACCAGCUCAGAGGUUCAGAAUGUCACUGCAACCCUAAGCGUAACCGCCUACGGCGUUCAAGUUUAUUCAAAAACCUUUGAUCCCUGUGAUUCGGCCAACUAUAUUGCUAAGCUCUGUCCUGUUCCGUCAGGUUCCUUUUCCGCCAACGGUACUAUGGUUGUACCCGAGUCGUAUGCUAGCGAGAUUCCCUCCAUUGCAUUUACGAUUCCUGAUCUGGAGGGCGAGGCAAAGCUCGAACUGACAUCCAAGGCAACUGGCGAAGAUGUUGCCUGUAUCGAGUCUAGCCUGACCAACGGCAAAAGUACCCAGAUGAAGGCCGUGUCUUAUGUUGCUGCAGGUGUCGCUGGCGCUGCCUUGGCUGUGACGGGACUAUCCGCUCUGGGUGCCGCUGGUCAUCCAGGGGCCUCCACCUCGAGUCCCACGUUCGGCGAUGUGGUCGGUUGGUUCCAUAGCAUGGCGACCAAUGGUAUGCUCAGUGUGAGCUAUCCGUCUGUUUAUCGCAGCUUUACCACGAACUUUGCAUUCAGCACCGGCCUCCUUCCCUGGGGGACAUUACAAACCGCAAUCGAUAAUUUCCGGUCGGCGACUGGUGGUAACCUCACUGAUGACAGUUGGGAGUAUCUCCAAGAAGCGACCCUGGUUUAUUCAGACGGUUCUACCUCUACAGCCAGUUCCAAACUCAAGCGCGCAAUGAGCUUGGUUAUCCGGGAGGUUUCAGCUUCGGUCGAUACCAACUCCACCAGCACCUCCACCAGCACCGCCACCAGCACCGCUACAACAAGCUCUAGUACCUCCGAGAUCGAUCACCUGGUUUCGGGUAUUGAGGCUUAUGCGGAAGAAUUGUCUAUCCCUCAGGCUAACACCUUUAUGACGGUCUUGCUGAUCUUCGCCAUCGUCAUUGCCGCCAUCGCUGUGAGCAUUCUCCUGUUCAAGGUCAUCCUUGAGGCGUGGGCUUUGUACGGCAACUUUCCGCAGGCGCUCACCAACUUCCGCAAGGACUACUGGGGUCUGUUGAGUCGUACCAUCACUAACUUGAUCCUCCUCCUUUAUGGCGUCUGGGUGUUGUACUGCAUCUACCAGCUGACUUCGGGUGAUUCCUGGGCCGCAAAAGUUUUAGCAGUUGUCACCCUGUCCGCCUUCACCGGUCUCCUUGCGUUCUUCUCGUUCAAGAUCUACGUCGCAGCUCAGAACUAUAAGCAAUCCGAGGGUGACGCGGCGGGCCUUUUCGAGAACAAGGACACUUGGCGCAAAUACAGUCUUUUCUACGACAACUACAAGAAGGAUUACUGGUGGAUUUUCGUGCCCGCAAUUGCGUACAUGUUCGCCAAAAGUUGUAUCAUUGCUGCUGCAGAUGGGCACGGACUCGUUCAAUCUGCUGGCCAGUUGAUCGUGGAAGCCUUGAUGCUGCUGCUGCUUCUGUGGAACCGCCCCUACGCCGCGAAGUCCGGCCAAUGGAUCAAUAUCACCAUUCAAGUCGUCCGUAUGCUUUCGGUGGCUUGUGUGCUCGUUUUUGCUGAGGAGCUGGGGCUCACAGAGACCACCAAGACUGUCACUGGUAUUGCUCUCAUCGCCGUCCAAUCGGGACUCACGGCUCUUCUCGCCAUACUGAUUGCUGUAAAUGCAAUUAUCUUGUGUUGUCGCGAGAAUCCCCAUGUUCGGAGAAGAAGAGAAGCUGAAAAAAUGGAUCGCGACAUGGACAACCUCACUCCGUUAGAUGCCCGAGCAUCUCUUCUUAUGGAUCACCCCCCGGUACAGAGGGAUCUGAAAGAAAUGAGCAAAUUCAACUUCACGGGUCCCUAUGAGCCCUACCGCGACCAACCGUUUUCAGCUACCCGACAUGACCGUACCCAGAGUACCGAGCGCUUGGUUGAGCCCGGCAUGCCUACCGACCAUCAGGAAUACCGAAGUCCGAGUCGAGAAAGUGGCGCAAAUCAUGAUAGUCGGAGUCACUCGCCAGAGCCACACCAUCCCACCCAACCAGGGUAUGGCAUGGCGCUCUAAAACCAAAAUCUUCACACCACCCGUAUUCAUUGUCUUCACGAUGCAUCCUCUACUUUCUUCUUUCGAGUAGAACCUUCCCUUUUUUUCUUCUUGGCUACAUUCAAUCUAUCUUCUAGCUUGGGUAUAGAUCUCAUACCACUCCUUCCCGGCGAAUCUUGUACGAAUUUAGCAUAUUAUAUCCAUAUAUCAUCUUCAAAGGCGAAGAUUUUCCUUUUUGAGCCUGUUCUCUUCUUUCUAUGUAUAUCAUUUAUUUUCAUAAUAUAGUUAAAAUUUUCACAAUACGUGGUGGCAGAUAACACUGUUUCGAUACCUGGUUAAAAUAGAGUUGAAUCUAUCUAUCUAGCACCUAAAUUUCUAACCAGGUUCUUAAU